This is a messenger RNA of Penicillium atrosanguineum, 1797 nucleotides long. RefSeq names its product CocE/NonD family hydrolase. Lineage: Eukaryota; Fungi; Ascomycota; Eurotiomycetes; Eurotiales; Aspergillaceae. The transcript is spliced from 3 exons. Bases 1 to 1797 code for a protein of 598 amino acids. Gene Ontology annotation, molecular function: dipeptidyl-peptidase activity. The record is from RefSeq and is a predicted model, not a curated record.
AUGCCGAACCAGAUUCGAGAUAUUCGCACCGUUGAUACGGAAUCCUUUCCUUACAUCUUCGAGCGAGAUAUUUCCAUCAAUCUCAGAGAUGGAAAUGUAGUUCGCUGCAAUGUUUACCGACCAAAGGACUCUGGUCCGCAGACUCGCUACCCUGUGUUGGCGACCUAUGGCCCUUAUGGCAAGGACGUCCCAUAUGAGGACUUCAAUCCAUCAAGCUAUGCUGAGGUCAACCCUAAGCACAAAACAGCGCACUCAUCUUGGGAAACGCCAACACCAGAAUAUUGGACCGCACAUGGAUACAUCGUGGUACGCGCAGACGAAAUCGGCACAGGACAAUCUCCUGGGCUUCUCAACACCCUGUCACCCCAGACAGUUGAAUCAUUCUGCGAGGUCAUCGAAUGGGCCUCGGAGCAGGAAUGGUCGACAGGCAAAGUAGGCCUGCUUGGCAUCAGCUAUUACGGUGCCACACAGUGGUAUGCAGCAGCCCGUAGCCCCAAGGGUCUUGCUGCGGCCGUUCCUUGGGAAGGAUUUUCAGACCUCUAUCGGGAUAUGGGCCGGCAUGGAGGUAUUUUGUCGAACACUUUCCAGAGCGCUUGGUGGAAGCGUCAAGUCGCUUCGAACCAGUACGGGCUGCCUGGGAAGGCUUCGAGAAAUUGGGGCCCAGAUACCGUUGAAGGAGAUCUCGGGGAAGAUGAGCUGAAAGCGAAACGAGUUGAGCAGCCUGCUCUGGCAUCGCAAUAUCGAUAUACAGAUGAUGAUAUUUUUGCUUCCAUGGAUUACAAGUUGGAGAAUAUCAAGAUUCCGAUCCUGAGUGUUGCGAAUUGGGGUGGUAUUCUGCUGCAUCUAAGAGGCAACGUGCAAGGAUUUACACGUGCUGGAUCUGAGUUCAAGUAUCUUCGGUUUAUUGUAGGCCGCCACGAUCUGCCAUUCUACUACGACGAAGAAGUCGAGGUUCAGCGAAGCUUUUUGGAUGCUUUUCUCAAAGGAGAGGACAGACAUGGAUGGUCUCAGAAAGGUGCUGUCUCCCCCGUGGAUCUGCUUAUCCGGAAGGGAGACGUCGGGCACAACAAUCCAGAGGCAGAGAAAACAUUACCUAGGAGAUUUGAGCAGGAAUGGCCGCUUACCAGGACUGAAUACACGAAGUUGUUCCUCCAGUAUGACGGAGAGAUGCUUUUCAAGGAGCCUGCAGAUACCAACCUCCUGAAGAAAAGCUAUGAUGCACCUGGUAGUGGACGGCCUUCUGAUAUUAUCUCCUUUACAACGCCGCCAUUCGGAAAGGAGACCGAAAUCACCGGCCACGUUGUCGCUCAUCUUAAUGUUUCCGUUAGCAAGAGCCCCGAUGGCCCCGUGCCUUCUGACCUGGACCUAUUUAUCAGUCUUCGACAUGUCUCCGCCCAUGGCUCGGAGAUCCUUUACACUGGCACCACCGGUGAGGGUGCGCCGGUGACCAAAGGUUUCCUCCGAGUGAGCAUGAGAAAGACCAAUCCUGACCAUCCGCUGAAUCACCAUUGGUUCCCCUACCGAGAAUACCGGUCGGUAGACGUUCUUCCCGUCGUUACCGAUGAGAUAUACUCCGUGGAUAUUGAGCUUUGGCCAACCAAUGUAGUCGUUGAUGCUGGAAAUAGACUUACUUUAGAAGUCAGCUCUGGCGACACGGCGGGUACUGGAAUGUUCAAUCACAAUGACCCAGUUGAUAGACCCGAUUCUAUCUUUAAAGGUCAGAACAACAUCCAAUUUGGCCCAGAUCACGUUAAUUAUAUCACGCUGCCAAUUAUCCCGCCCUCGUCUACCAUCUAA